Melanotaenia boesemani (Boeseman's rainbowfish) is the source of this 2758-nucleotide messenger RNA. RefSeq names its product aarF domain containing kinase 2 (gene adck2). The transcript is spliced from 8 exons. NCBI's taxonomy places the organism in Eukaryota, Metazoa, Chordata, Actinopteri, Atheriniformes, Melanotaeniidae. The record is from RefSeq and is a predicted model, not a curated record. The coding region runs from base 417 to 2273 and encodes 618 amino acids. Gene Ontology annotation, cellular component: mitochondrion.
GCGAGCUGUCAUUGAAAUGUUUUCAUAGACGGUUCGGUUCUCAGUGGAAAUGCAUAUGGUACAGUUACACCAGCAGAAGGGUGAAAAGUGUCGUUUGUUCAAAGAGGGAAUUGAAGCUGCUUAAUGGCAGGAAAGUCUACUACAGGAAAGCACAGCUACUUCAUUGCUCCGUAUAUUAAGGUAAUGCCCGGACUUUGUUGGAAAAUACAUAUAUAUUCGUGUAAUGAGUCAAAAUAAAAAUUUACCAGGCUGCAGCUGUAAUCUAAAGUGGAAUACCCACAUUAAUUUUACAUGGAGAAAGCCCACUGUUCCCCGUUUGGAUUCAUAGUAAUGAUUUUGCGUAAUUUUGUUUCGCAAUAUAAGACAAGCACAUGUGGACUAGUUCACCUUUUGGACUGAGCUAACCGCAGUAACACAUGAUGACCAUGAUGGCUUUUGGAGCAAGAGCAGUUCUUAACCUGAGGUACACUCUGCAGAAGGCGGGCUCCUUUGCCAGACUGAGACUCAUGCACAAUUGCGGCACACGUUUUGUUAAACCAGGGCAGACUUUAAGCCAAAUUCCCAAGGUUACACUGUUGUGUUGGGGUGCAGUCAGUGCAUCAUCAUAUACUGCCAGAUGCCAGGAAGCGAUACUACCAACCCAGGUCCCUGAUAGAAAGUCUGUAGCAAAAGUCCAAGUCCACAAAUUUAUAUUUUUCUGUCGCCUCAGUCUCCGUGCAUUGGUUCUACUCCUCAAAUUUGGUCCCCUUCUUCUACUUUCCCCCUUGGCUCUGGCCUCAUCCAACUUUGCAUCUUAUUGGCUGGAUGCUUUGCUGUGGGUGACUGAAACUUCAGGCCCUACUUUCAUCAAGCUGGGGCAGUGGGCCAGCACCAGACGAGACAUCUUCUCUCAAAAGUUUUGUGACCGCUUCUCCAAGCUGCAUGUCAAGGUGCGCCCUCACUCCUGGGCCCACACCAAGCAGUGUCUUCGGAGAGCUUUCGGAGAGGACUGGAGAGGGGUGUUGGUGUUUGAGAGCAAAGAACCUGUGGGUUCAGGAUGCAUUGCCCAGGUGUACCGAGGCUGGGCCAAGGUGGCCCAGGUAGAGGACCCAGCUUUCCAGUUGUUAGUAGAGGAGAUGGAGAAAGAAGACUUGCUGGAAGCCUGGGAGAUCCCUGGUCUGAGAGGAGUAGCAAACAGUCUGCGACAUCUCUGGAGGAGUGAUAAGAAUGAGGUGGGCUAUGAGGAGACAAAUUAUCCAGAUGGGUUGCAUGAAGAGGGUAGCACUGAGGGGGAGCGUCUCAUACCGGUGGCAAUCAAGGUGGUCCAUCCAGGUGUAAGGAGACAGGUGGAGAUAGACCUGUUACUAAUGAAAGCAGGCAGCUGGCUUCUGCAUUGCUUGCCUGGCCUCAAAUGGCUCAGUAUGUGUGAAGUUGUGGAAGAGUUUGAGAAGCUAAUGACCAAACAGAUUGACCUCCGAUUUGAGGCCAGAAACAUUGAACUAUUCAGAGAAAAUUUCCGUGAUGUCGAUCAUGUGAAGUUCCCGACUCCGUUACGACCGUUUGUCACCAGAAACAUUUUAGUGGAAACAUUUGAAGAGAGUGAGCCUAUUUCUAACUACCUGAGCUCUGAGAUUCCUGUGGAGGUGAAGCAGAGAAUAGCCAGAAUGGGAGUAGACACUCUUCUAAAAAUGGUUUUUGUGGAUAACUUUGUCCACGGUGAUCUCCAUCCCGGCAACAUUUUGGUCCAAUGUCGAGAGCCUCUUGCUGGUUCUUCUGAUGCCACCAGUAUCUCAGUGGAGCACCAUGGGAAGACCACCCUCACAGACUUGUGGGAUACCGUGGUGGUCAGUGUCAGACCGGACCCGUGUCCUCUCCAGCUGGUGCUCCUGGAUGCCGGCAUUGUAGCCCAGCUCAGUGACCACGACCUCGCCAACUUCAAGGCUGUCUUCACGGCUGUGGUGCUGCGUCAGGGUGAACGUGUGGCCGAGUUAAUUCUGCAUCAUGCCCGAGCUAACGAGUGCCAAGAUGUGCUUCAGUUUAAGAAGGAAAUGGCUGAGCUGGUUGAUCAUGCUGUCAGCAACACCCUGUCGCUAGGGAAGAUUCAAGUAGCUGACUUGCUCUCCAGAGUCUUUGGCCUACUCAUCAAGCACAAGGUCAAGCUGGAGAGUAACUUUGCCUCCAUUGUGUUUGCCAUCAUGGUGCUGGAGGGUCUGGGCAGGUCACUUGAUCCCAAUCUUGACAUCCUGGAUUUGGCCAAACCCCUGCUUCUUAAGAACAGUGCCUCAUUGCUCUGAUGUACACACACACAAACACAGACACAAAUGAUUGCCUACUGACAGGCAUUUAUACUCACAAGUACUGUGUGCAUACAGCUCAUGUGUAUGUCUCCCUAAUGCCAUGACAACCAGUUGUCUUCAGGAUUGCAAUGCGAUAUUCCAGCAUGGAUCACAGGAUCACCGUUUACUCCACAUUUCUGAAAUAUUGAUGCAAUGAAUACCUCAUUGUGUGUUUAAUCCAGCUAGAAUCUCUAGUUUAUACUUUUAAAAUGUAUUUUACUUCUAAAGACGAACGUUAACCUCAGGAUGUCUUUUAAUGUCUUAACGCUUUAUUGUUUCCUUCUUAGGUAAUAUCUAAUGGAGCCUUGUUGGUUUGAGUGUGAAUCACAAUGUGUACUAUAACAUUUGUUUUCAUGCACUACAUUUGACAGCUAAUCAUUGUAUUUUAUCUCUCUGACAUAGUGGGAACACUGGUUAUUGACAUCAAUAAAAGGGAAUCCAUC